This is a messenger RNA of Pristis pectinata (smalltooth sawfish), 3253 nucleotides long. RefSeq names its product LIM domain-containing protein 1-like. NCBI's taxonomy places the organism in Eukaryota, Metazoa, Chordata, Chondrichthyes, Rhinopristiformes, Pristidae. Gene Ontology annotation, biological process: negative regulation of hippo signaling; cytoskeleton organization; positive regulation of miRNA-mediated gene silencing. Gene Ontology annotation, cellular component: transcription regulator complex; P-body; adherens junction. Bases 454 to 2205 code for a protein of 583 amino acids. Gene Ontology annotation, molecular function: transcription corepressor activity. The transcript is spliced from 9 exons. The record is from RefSeq and is a predicted model, not a curated record.
GCUCCUUUAAGACCAACAGUCCCAGCGCAUUGAUCUGCGCUUCUUUCCCAGCCACACACCUCCCGGUCGGUGUCCGUCCGCUCGCCCUCUGAACUAUUUGCCGACUGCUGUAUUCCUGCUCCGUCCCUCGGUGGGUGCUGGUUACUGUGGGCUGUCAGCUGCUUCACUUGGUGACCGCAGCUCUCUGCUCGGCUUGUGGCCAGACUUGGGACUCGCCGCUUCGAAGUAACAAAAAAAAGACAAACUUCGGUGAAGUUUGUCUGAAAAAAAGUUGGAGGCCGGUUUCCGCGUUGCGUGGCUGUUUGUGAGCGUUGGGAUGGGGCACUGCUCAAGUUUCACACCCUUAGUUACUUGUGAAUCCUGAAUGAGAUUGUUCGCCUACGGCGCCGCACCAGGGCUCUCAAACACAUUGGCAGCGAGUUUAGCAGGAUUAAAGUGCACCCUGACUGAAGCAUGGAUAAGUAUGAGGAUCUGGGGCUGGAGGCCAGCAAGUUUAUUGAGGACUUGAACAUGUACGAGGCAUCUAAGGACGGGCUGUUCAGGGUGAACAGGGAUGCCUGCAAGCCCGAGUUCGAGGAGACCCGGCGAGUGUUUGCGUCCAAAAUGAACAGGAUUCACCUGCAGAGGCAACAGGAGAUGUUACUGAUGGGCAAUCAGCAGGGGGCUGCUGCCAGAUUGAAUGGUGGCUUCGGCUCAAUGGCCAAUGAUCCUGAGAGUGUGCCCUCUGCUGAUAGAGCCCGGCUUCAGAAUCGCCUCAGUGCAGAGCUUGGAGCCAAGCCUCCAGUGUCUGCCACACCAGCAUCCAACCUCCCUGGGCACCCAGGACCUCCUUUGCCCAACCGAUACUCACAAGACCUGACCCUCAGGCCCAACCACGAGCACGAGAGUGCUACCGCUGGACACUCUGGUCCCGAGCCCCAUGGCCCUCCCUCUACUGUCAUUCCGUCUGGUGUCCCAAAUUAUUCUCAAUCCAGCCCCAGGUCGAGCAGCCACCAGGACAGCAGCUCGAGGUCCAGCCUGGCCAGCCCUCGAUCCAGUCUCUUGGGGUCCCAUCAACUCUCCUCCAGUCCAAAAGAGGCAACCCAGUUCCAAGUUGCCCCACACUCUGCCCCUGGUGCCUGUGAGUCUGGCAUGCACCAAGCACUGGGCAAAGCCCCUGAGCACAAAGUGCAACCCCAGCACAAUCAGCGCAGCCCAUCCAGUUUGGUAAAUCCUGGCCCAGACUGGUCCGAACUCAACCAUCGGGCCCCCGAAGUAGAUGCCCAGCUGUCUCAGGCUGGUCCCAGACCUGCCAGUGUCCCUGGCAAUCUGGCCAUGGGCCUGCCUGAUGCCUUUCCUCAGGCCCACCCUGGGUCUGUUUCCAGUCCUGUCUCCCAGGCCCCAGCACAAGCCCAGCUGUCCAGGUCUUCCCUAAGUCACGAUCCAGAUUACAGCCCCCAAGAGUCUGCCUCCAAAGUACGCCUGCCCUGCCAGCCUCUCCUUGUGCAGCAGGACCCGGGACGAUCCGCAGCUGAAUUAAAAUUAGAAGCUCUUACUGACCGUCUGGAGCAAGAACUGGAUGCACACCCCAAGGCGGAGUAUUUUGGGACUUGCGUGAAGUGCAGCAAAGCGGUGUACGGAGCACACCAGGCGUGUCAGGCCAUGGGGCACCUAUACCAUGAUACCUGCUUCACCUGCAGUGCCUGCAGUAGAAGAUUGCGAGGCAAAGCUUUCUACUUUGUAAACGGGAGGGUAUACUGCGAGGAGGAUUUUCUGUACUCUGGCUUCCAGCAGUCUGCCGACAAAUGUUUUGCUUGUGGCCACCUGAUAAUGGACAUGAUCCUCCAAGCCCUGGGCAAGUCUUAUCACCCUGGAUGUUUCCGCUGUGUCAUCUGCAAUGAGUGCUUAGAUGGGGUGCCGUUCACUGUAGAUACAGAGAACAAGAUUUACUGCAUCAAAGAUUACCAUAAAGUAUUGGCUCCGAAGUGUGCAGCAUGUGGCCAAGCUAUUCUUCCAGCAGAGGGCUCUGAUGAAACAAUUCGUGUUGUUUCCAUGGAUAAGGAUUACCAUGUGGAAUGCUAUCAUUGUGAGGACUGUGGUAUGGAGCUGAAUGACGAGGAGGAUCACCGUUGCUAUCCACUGGAUGGACAUUUGCUUUGUCACACUUGCCACCUAAAACAUAUUGACAGUGAGACGCCCAGCUCCAUCUACCAGCCUAAAUACUAGGUGCACCAAUGACUGGCUUGUUGCAAGACCAUUUAGAUUGGUGAAGUGCUGCAAUUCAACAAUGCCCAGAGAGCGAAGGCAAUCCAAGGUUUCCAAGCAAACAUUGUGUGUGACUGCCUGUGGGUUUCAGAGAGAGACAAGGCAAAAUGGGACAUCUUUGGCUUUUGAUACAUGAUGCUUUCUUACAAAACAUUUUGAGGAUAUUCUAAGUGAUCAGAAAAGGCUGAUCCAUUAUGGAACUCCUUUUUACUUAAAUGUGAUACUGCAGACAUCUAUUGUUGGAUCAGGUCUUAUUUCAAUUAGAUUUGCAAUGAGUACGCAAAAGAUUCUCAAUUUUAGUGAUUGCAUGCAUUGAGAUAGAGAAUUUGUUGUGCCGUUUAUUUCCCAAGAGAAUAUGCGAGGAAUGAUCUGGUGCAAGAUUAAUGUGGCAGGCUCGGAAUAAUUGCAAUAGAACAUUUACAAAAAUAUGUGGUCAUUGGUGCUGGUUUCUGCUCAGACUUGGGCUCUGUAUUUCAAUUGUAAAAAGACAAUCUCUUGACAUAAUUGUGAUUGAUAUCACACCAAGGAUCUUGAUUUUGAACAAUAUAUUUUUCCAGGCUAAACAGCAGCUGUUUCCAGUUAUUCCAGAGUUUGUUUGGCAAUGGACUGUUUAAAAACUGGCUUCCUUUUUUCACAUAACCUUCCCUGAAAAUAUCUCUGGAUGUUCUACAGUUGUGAUCUUGGGCACUCUAAAAUAUUGGAAACUCAUUGUAAAAAAAAAAGUAUUUUCAAGAAAUAUGUUACUUUAAGAGGGCUCCUAGAGUAUUAGGAUGAAUUUAGAAAAUGCUUAAUUUGUACUUUUUCCACAGUUCUGAGAUUUUCUAACACCCUGCAUGUAUUUUAAUGUUCAAUACUUUAAACAACCAAAAAAUUUGAAGUGAGUGAACAAAUUGAGAAGACUCUAAACUGAACUUCCAUUUUAAAAAUUGUCUGAAAUGUACUCGCAUUUUAUGUACACAUUGCAAUUUGUUGUCUUAAAAAUAAACAGAUGACCCCCUUUUAAAAAAAA